Hypoxylon fragiforme is the source of this 1656-nucleotide messenger RNA. RefSeq lists its product as uncharacterized. Bases 136 to 1572 code for a protein of 478 amino acids. The transcript has 2 exons. Gene Ontology annotation, cellular component: extracellular region. The record is from RefSeq and is a predicted model, not a curated record. NCBI's taxonomy places the organism in Eukaryota, Fungi, Ascomycota, Sordariomycetes, Xylariales, Hypoxylaceae.
UCACUUUGGGUAUAUAAGGGUCGGGCGGCCAUGUGAAUCUCUUAAUUACUUUGGCUAUGCUUCUCUGUGCCUAACUCCCGACAAUCCAAACUCGUAUGUGGCCGUAGGAUAGAACCUGAGAAUUCGUCAAGCAAGAUGAAGUACUCCUUGAACGCAGUCGCCCUCGCGGCGCUUUCCAGCUUCGCGGCUGCAAAGGAGAUGCCACCAGACGAGAUAAAAGCAGCAGAGCUCUUCGACAGUGGUAUUCGACACCAGAAUAUUAUGGAGGCUAAAGAGUCAUACUGGGCCAGCCGAAGAGAGCAGGGUCUUUUCGACUCCAGCCAAUACAAGAGCAUGGGCGCUGCCGCCGACGUGGUUCCUUGCGUAAACGGCAUUGCAGAAUACAUUGCUGGCGACCCUCUCUAUACCUUCAAGUGCAACGGUCUAGACCUGUACGACUUCCAGUCACACGCCGAUCUCGGCAGCAACGGCGGCGAGGGUGCUGGUUCAUGGGGUUGGACUAGCCCGGAAGGCCGCGAAUUCGUUGCCAUCGCUCAGUCCGACGGUUCCGCCUUUGCUGAAAUCAGCCCCGAAGGCAAGCUUAUCUACCUCGGUCGAUUGCCACAAUACCCUGAUGCCGAGCCCUCGCUAUGGCGCGAGAUCAAGGGCUACAAGAGCUCGAUUGUCAUUGGCAGUGAAGCUGUCAACCACGGUGUCCAGGUCUUUGACAUGGCUAAGCUGCUCGAUGUCGACCCGGCCAGCCCCGUCACCUUCAACAACGAGGAUGACAUUGCCCACUUCAACGGCCUUCCUUCUGGCCGAUCCCACACGGUUCAGACCAACGAGGAGGUGGGCUAUGCCGUCGCCUCCGGCUCACAGCCGCGUACCGAUGCCUGCAAGUCGGGUUUGAUCUUCAUCGACCUGUCCGACCUAUCGAACCUGACAUCGCCAGGUUGCGCCGCCGACGACGGCUACGUGCACGACGCGCAAUGUCUCAUCUACCGGGGACCGGACGAGAAAUACGUGGGUGAGGACAUCUGCUACGGGUACAACGAGGAUACCUUGACUAUCUACAACGUGACGGACAAGGCGCACACUAGCGUCAUCUCGCGCACGUCGUACGAGGGCGCCAGCUACACCCACCAGGGCUGGCUUCUCGAUACCCAAUGGCAGCAGUACCUUGUGCUCGACGACGAGUACGACGAGUACGACCACGUUGGUCUCGGCGAGCCGGGCUACCCCAUCACGUACAUCUGGGACGUGUCGUCGCUGGAGGCGCCCAAGCAGACCGGGUACUACAAGGCCACACGCAAGGGCAUCGACCACAACCAGUUCAUCGACGGUGACUUUGCCUACCAGAGCAACUACGGCGGCGGCCUCGUCAUCCUCGACAUCUCCUCGAUCCCGUCGGACCCCACCGGCGCCGGCGUCAAGGAGGUCGCCUACUUCGACAUCUACCCCGAGGAUGACGACGCUGAGGGCGGUGGCCAGAUCGAGUUCCAGGGCACCUGGAGCCACUACCCCUACUUCAAGAGCGGCUACAUCUUGAUCAACACCAUUGAGCGUGGCGCUUACGUCGUUAAGCGAUCUUAAGAUGGGGAAGUGUGUAGCUUAAGCGAAGGAAGAUCUUUGGUGGCGUCGUCUAUCGAUUUAGAUUAGCUUCGCAUUCUUUGUAAU